UACUAUUCGUUCAUUCGUUUUUCAAAAUAAAACCAAAACUCAAAAAACAAAUAAAUGGCUUGUUUCCUCAAUAUUCGUUUCCAAAACCAAAAGGAAAUAACGGAUAACAACUCGUUUUUCCAAUUUACAAUGUUGUGCUCAAAUGGAAAAAUGGAAAAACAGAUAACGAGCGUUUCACUCCGUUUCAUCCAAUUUUUAUUUUUUAUUUGACGCAAGAUGCAUGACCCGGAUGUGACCUUAACUAGGACCAGAAUCUGCCAAAAAAAACAACAAGUCGAGACAAAAGAUAGUGAUCAUAUUAUAAUAGUGUAUGUUUAUUAACGGUCCGUGGUAGUGAUGGCCGGACUCGAUGAAUAUUCCGACUUGAUUCGCAAGCUUUUUGAAGAGGGUCGAACGCAUGCUGAGAUUUCCACCGCGCUGCGUCAGAGAGAUGUCCCGAGAUGCUCGGAAAUGUCUGUCAGAAGAUUCUGUGUUCAAUACCAGCUCAGACGAAAAAGACAUGUGUCAGACGCAGAACUGGAAAUGGCAAUCAUGUCAUCGAUAGAUAAGACAGGUCCAUGUUACGGCCGAAAAUUCAUGACAGGAUACCUGUCAUCAGUGGGGGUGAGGGCAGGAGAAUCUCGAGUGGGAAAAAUUCUCAGAGAGGUACACCAGCCGUAUAAUGAACUGCGUCGCCAAGGAGCACGUAAUCUGAAUCCAGUUCCUUAUCACGCCGAGUAUAUGGGUCAUAAACUCCACCUAGACCAGAAUGAAAAGCUGGGAAUGUUUGGAGUUACACAUGUCUUGGCUAUAGAUGGAUUCAGCAGCAAAAUUGUUGCAGAAUCCACAAUGCCAGUGAAAAACAACCUUAUUGUUUAUGAGGAAGUUUACAGGAAAGCAGUUGUCAACAAUGGCAUGUGGGACCAAAUUAGAGUGGAUCAUGGCAGGGAGUUUUACUUGACCCUCUACAUGCAAGAAAAGCUGUCUCAACACAGACAUAACAUCAACAGGCUGCCUUAUGUACAGACAACUUCUUCAAGGAACCUUCGUGUGGAAAGAAUUUGGCCGGAGGUCAACAAUCGGGUGAACUAUCCACUAAAACAAGCCCUGGUUCACCUGCUUGAUCAAGAGCUGCUUGACAUCCAGGAUAAUGUUACCAAAUUUUGUGUCUCCAACCUUGCAUGUCAAGUGAGCCAGAUUGGACUUGGCAGGGUUGUACAGUCAUGGAAUGCCCAUAGGAUACCAGGCAGAGGGAUACCAAACCAACUUUCAGCUGAUUGUUGUCCAGCAAGAAUUCACACAGAGCUGCUGCCCAAUGCUGCUGAGGCAGCACACAUGUAUGAGCAAGAGUUGGGGUCCUCCCUGACUUGGGUAUCUGCCUUUGGCUCUGACCCCUUUUCAUCAGAGCAAGACCGAUGUCGUGCUGAGCAGCUGUUUGGAGAGAGGUUUCCAGACAUGUCUCUUCUUUUUGGAAAAGUAGUUAACAAUGACCAUAGUGUUUUUCAGGAAGCACUGAUCUAUCUGAUUAAUGUUACUGAAAGACAUGCCAGAUAAACACAGGUGGUGAUAUUGCCAACUAUGCCAGUGAUGGACUAAGUACACAAAAAGUACUGUAUGGUUAUAUUUGUUCUAUUCGUCACAUUUCUAAAGCUGGAACCGCAAGAUGUUUUUACAUGAAAAAUGCCUUCACGCCAAUAAUUUAUCAAUUGACUUAUUUGUUAAUCAACUUGUGUUUUUUCAGAUGUACUUGUAUAAACUGAUUCUGUAUAACAUCAAAUUGUACUAAAUUUGUGAUCUGUCAAACAAAUGUAGUAGAAAAUUUCCUCUGAGAUGUAGUGGAGAAUUAAAGUCAUGAAAAGAAAAUACUCAAAUAUUUCAAAUUUCCACCAUUGAACUAUGCAUAUGUUUGUAGAGUAGUUGUGAGAAACUGCUCAAACUCAAUUGUAGCUGAAUAAAUUCCAAGUGUGUUCAGA
Messenger RNA from Etheostoma spectabile (orangethroat darter), 1952 nucleotides. RefSeq lists its product as uncharacterized. The transcript has 6 exons. The record is from RefSeq and is a predicted model, not a curated record. Lineage: Eukaryota; Metazoa; Chordata; Actinopteri; Perciformes; Percidae. The coding region runs from base 337 to 1533 and encodes 398 amino acids.